AUGGAUACAAAACAACCCGUAAAACUCGCCAAAGUAUCAAAAGUGCUUGGUCGUACUGGCUCUCGUGGAGGCGUCACACAAGUCCGCGUUGACUUUAUGGACGACCAACAACGCUCAAUUAUCCGAAAUGUCAAAGGGCCUGUGCGUGAAGGUGAUAUCUUAUGUUUACUCGAGUCGGAGCGUGAAGCUAGAAGAUUGCGUUGA
Molecule: messenger RNA, 204 nt
Organism: Ambispora leptoticha
Lineage: Eukaryota; Fungi; Glomeromycota; Glomeromycetes; Archaeosporales; Ambisporaceae
Source: the annotation of a GenBank genome assembly